Messenger RNA from Cryptomeria japonica (Japanese cedar), 1593 nucleotides. RefSeq lists its product as uncharacterized. The transcript is spliced from 4 exons. Bases 420 to 1064 code for a protein of 214 amino acids. Lineage: Eukaryota; Viridiplantae; Streptophyta; Pinopsida; Cupressales; Cupressaceae. The record is from RefSeq and is a predicted model, not a curated record.
CCCUCCAAAUACGUCAGAUAACCUGUGAACGAUUAGACCCAACUUUUCCUUCUGCAAAAUAGAUUUAAAUGUUUCUUUAUGUGACACAGAUAGCUGAGAGUAUGGCCUUUUACACCAGGUGUCUUAGAUUUAACGACAUAAAUAGAAGAAAUCAUUUAGAAAAUAUUAAAUUGAAAUCUCCGACAAAAAUUCCGAAUUAAUAUCAUAAUUUUUCCUUUGCCAGGAAACCGCAAGAACAAACAAACAUAAAUGACUUCUUUCACAACUAAAUUUCUGUCCGUAAUUUUGUUUUAUAUUCAGCCUAUCAGAGAAACUGCACUUCAGAGGGCCCCAUAAUUCAGAUCAGAGCGCAGAGCGUGUAUUCAAAGAAUUAAUUUCUUACCCAGGUGAAUUUCUAUACUUACGAAUUCCAGUUAUUGAUGCCUGCAUAUCUGUCUGCAAAAGUUGGGAGAAUCCUUGACAGACUUUUACAGAUUAUAAUUGUGAGAAUGCCUCCUGGAGGAGCAUUCGUUAGACAGAGGCACAAUACUUCUGGAUAUUCGUCCAGCGGUGGAGAGGAAUUAGAUGAGGAGGAUUCAGCUGGGUCUCCAAUGGCUUGGGCACCCUCUUCUUCUUCUUCUUCCUCGAGGAUUAAUGGGUGGUGCCACCACAUUGAAAAUCUUCUGUGGGUGGCUUCUGCUGCCUUCAUUUUUUACUAUGGAGACCUCCAUUCCAAUUUCUUUUCUCUAUUGCUUCGAGACAGCCGAAUCAGGCGAACAGCAUUGAAUCUUGGGUUGUUGUGUGUAGCAUGUGACACCAUUAUUUUUAUAUAUCUAGCAUUUUGGGUGAGAGACAUGGUCAAAGUUGAUAACAGAUGGGAAAUAUCGUCUCCUGCUGCUAUCCUUACAGCGACUGUAAUCGGACUCCUAGCAUUUUUCCUGCUUUGCUUGGCUUUAUGGCCAAUCUGGAGACUCUUAACGUUGCCACUUUUGUUCACACUAUUCAUGGCUUUUGUGGUUAUAUCUCCAUAUAUUCCACCAUAUGUAAAAAUGAAACCAGCCUCAGACAUACUUCGCUUGGAUUAAAGGGAUUAAUUGCUUGGAAUAUACAAUGAAAAGUAGCCCAAGAUUACUUCCUCCAACUACUGCAAGGAAGAAUGAGGUGAAAGUGUGUCUAAGGCUUGAGGCAUGACUUGGGAUAAUUUGUCACUUUAUCUUGCAGAUAAUAUUUACAGAAGUAUAAAUUUGUGACCUUAACUUGUAGUGGCAGUGGUUCACUUUUCAUUCUCAGCCACAAGUGUGAAUGAAAAGUGAAGCUCCUCCACAGUAUGCAGCAUACUCGACAAACCUUUUCAACAAAGGGUGAUUACAUGAUGGAUUUGUUUGCCUUUUACAGUAGUAGUCAUUGUCUUCACAUGUGUGUUAGACCUAAUUUUGUGGUUUCUCAUCAAUCCAGAACAUUUACAAGUCACAGAAGUUGCCAUAAUUCCUAAUUACUAUACUUUUAUGCCCUUCAUAUCUAUCUAGGUAUUUCUCUGAAUGGCAUGAUUGACAUGGUAUCAUGCUCUGACAUAUGGCUGAAUUUUCUUGUCAAUAUGUUGAAAUGGUUUCCCUC